This is a messenger RNA of Lathyrus sativus (Indian pea), 522 nucleotides long. The record is from the annotation of a GenBank genome assembly. NCBI's taxonomy places the organism in Eukaryota, Viridiplantae, Streptophyta, Magnoliopsida, Fabales, Fabaceae.
AUGGAAGUUCACAGAGGUACAGGUUUGGAUGAGAUUCAACAAUAUGUUGAUGCAAGAUGGAUUUGUGCUCCAGAGGCAUUGUGGAAAAUAUUUAAAUUUACACUUUACAAGUUAUAUCCCUCUGUUGAAAGACUACAAAUCCACUUGCCAAAUCAUCAUCAAGUGCGGUUUUAUAAGCAUCAAAGAAUUACAGAUGUGCUAAAUGAUAACAAAAAUGCAGUAACCAUGCUCACUGAAUUCUUUGCACUAAACCAAAUGGAUCCACGUGCUAGGAAUUAUUUGUACAAAGAGAUUCUAGAGCAUUAUUAUUGGCUAAACGGGGUCAAGAAAUGGCAGCGAAGACAGACAAAACGAAAAGUUAUUGGUCGAAUCUAUACAGUAUCCCCUUCAGAAGGUGGGAAAUUUUAUUUACGUGUUUUGCUAUCUCAUUUAAGAGGUCCAACUAGCUGGGAAUGCCUUCUUACACAUAAUGGUGCAUGUUUUUUCACAUUCAAAAAAUCAGCUGAGGAUUGGGGUUAUUAG